AUGGACAUGGACGAGCUUCGACUGGAUGAGCACGUGACGUUGCCCGGGGAUUGGCCCAACCUGCUGCGUGGGGGUCAGAUCUUUACGGCCCUGCUGUUGAGCACCAGCUACUCCGAGAAGUACCGUGGUCGCAAGAUGGUGCCCUGGGGCAGCGCUGCUGCGGCAGAGAAUGCCAGAUCCUUUGACCACAACGCGGAGUUGCAGAUCCCAUCCAGUGACAGGCAUCAAACUCGGCGACCCGCCCUCUUGCACCGGUCAGGCAAUAGAGAGGCUGUUGCCUUCAUCUGGCGUGGUGAUCCCAGGUUUGACGAUUGCACAAUCUACGUUUGCUUCUCUCCUUUGCGGUACAGAACACAAUUCUUGAAGAUUUGGUGUGCUGGCCUUGCAGAGAACGGGAUGAACGUUCGCCGUGCAGCUCAACAAACCACGGACCUGACGCUGGGAACGUGCGAUGAUGUUGGACAUUGUGUGACGCUGCCAGUUUCAACUUAUUUGAAGGUGAAAUUGGACCGAUUGUGGGAUCCUGAAGGGCAACGACUCUAUGAUAAGUUGCUGCAAAGCGUGCGAGAGCUUCCAGGCUAUCGUGUGAUUUUCUCGGGCAUCUCCCAUGGUGCUGCCCUGGCACAAGCAGCCGCCUUGAGAUUUCAGCUACAGCAGCCGGAGACACAGGUCUUCGUUGUGGCAUGGAAUGCUUACAGGUGGACUGACACCAGCGGCCGGAAAUUGGCUGAGGAUUUCCUGGGAAGUCGUCUGCUACACUUUGUCCUUUCAAGGAGGGACAAAGCCCAGCCGCAGGCCACCCGAUACUGGGACAGCGUGACUGGUUUCCCCCAAUCCUUUGCUCCGAUGCACAACCCGGUGCUCCUGGAUGCAGACACAGGCGACUUCUACAAGCAUACUGCUCCUGAACAAGGCUCUCAAUUUGGGGCGACCUUCUUGAUGCAGAUGUUUGAGCUGCACUUUGCCAGGUCUGCUUUGGGCGCCAUGAAAAAAGCCACGGCCACGGCUCGUGGCUUUGAAGAUGAUCUGAGUUGGAAUGAUUAUUUGCGCAGCCGGCGGUUGGAAGUUUUUCAGACAAAACUCAUCAACCAAGCUCAAAAGGUGGCGGCGGCAUCACACAGAGCACAGAAAAUCAUUCGCAGAACAUCGCAUGGCGUGGGAAUGAGGAGGCAAAUCAGCCACGAGGCAGAUUCAACAACUUCUUCCAUGGCGAGUCUGGAGACUCCGUUGCGGCUGCGGAACGAAUUUGGCGGGGCGCCCUUGCCAAGAAUCUCCGACAUUCCAAAUGGAACAGAAACCGACGGCACACGUCCAAGUGGGAAAAGUUGGUUUGGGCGUUUGGCGUGGUGCUGCUCUUGAUGAACCAUGUGGAGCCUGGGAAAUGACAGGAAGGUCAACCCAUGGCAACCAUGGCAACCCCCAUGAUGCAAUUGCACAUACAACAGGUAUCUGGCCAUAUCUGGCCCCUCUAUUUGCCAUGGAUAUCAUUGGUCACGGCUUACGGCCAGUUGAAUUUGUCUCUAAUUCUGAGGAAACACGUUGCAGCCCGCGCGUGUUCACCGACAACGCUGGGAUUUUCGUGAGCCAGAUCGUUGACGGGUUUGAAGGGUGUUCGGGGAAGAAACGUGUCCCUGAACUCCUGUCAGAUUGCUUUCGCUGCGGAGAAAAGAA
Cladocopium goreaui is the source of this 1671-nucleotide messenger RNA. NCBI's taxonomy places the organism in Eukaryota, Dinophyceae, Suessiales, Symbiodiniaceae. The record is from the annotation of a GenBank genome assembly.